UAUGCUAAUGAGCAGGUGGGUGACUGGGGAGCUCUGCUGCUUUGGGAAAGGCUCAGUGAACUGUCUGCCGCGCUGGGUCUCAGUUUUAUAGUUCCAGUUUUUGUGCCUGUGAGUCCAUGUCCUCCCCUGCGUCAGUCCGGUGUAUUUUGGAGUCGGAGCUAUCUCAGCACCGCUCUAAGGAGUCGUGCUGGGUGCUUGUGUCCGAUAGGGUCUACGAUGUGACGGGAUUCCUCAGAAGACACCCAGGCGGAGAAGCUCUGAUUUUGGGCCAGGCAGGGAGCGAUGUGAGCCGGGAGAUGGAAGGACCUCCACAUCGGCACUCGAAGAAUGCCAGGAAGUGGAUGGAGCAAUAUUAUAUAGGAGACCUGGUAAAGCACACUGCAGAGCCACAGACGGUGCGAGAAAGAAGGAAAGCCACAGAGUCAGAACAGAUGAAGGAAGACCAGACAGGAGCCAGCAGGUGUAGCAGCGUCAACACAGAGACGGACCUGGUGAACUGGACAAAGCCCCUGCUGUGGCAGGUAGGACACCUGGGGGAGAAGUAUGAUGAGUGGGUGCACCAGCCCGUCGACCGGCCCAUUCGCCUCUUCCACUCUGACUUCAUCGAGGCCUGCUCCAAAACCUCCUGGUACAUGGUCCCUGCAGUCUGGUUACCCAUGGUAUUAUACCUGAGCUGGUACUGCUUUACAUUGCUGGCCCAGGGAGAUACAAGACUCUUCACUACUUUUACAUCAGAGUACACUAUCCUCGUGCACAAGUACAGCUUCCCCUUCUUGUUCCUGCUGGGCAUGUUCAUCUGGUCUCUAGUAGAGUACCUUAUCCAUCGCUUCCUCUUCCACAUGAGACCUCCAGCCAGUAAUUAUUACCUCAUCACAAUUCACUUCCUCUUGCAUGGCCAGCACCAUAAGUCCCCGUUUGAUGGCUCUCGUCUGGUCUUCCCUCCAAUCCCGGCCUCCUUUGUAAUAGGGGGUUUCUACAUCCUCGUCCGUGUGUUGAUGCCCUUGGGCAUGGGCCUCUCUAUCUUUGUGGGGGGACUCUGUGGCUAUGUGGUUUAUGACAUGAUCCACUACUACCUGCACUAUGGUUGCCCAAAAAAAGGAAGCUACAUGUAUGGGCUCAAGGCCUACCAUGUGAAACACCACUUUGAGCACCAAAGAUUGGGUUUUGGAAUCACCACCCGUUUUUGGGAUCACCCUUUCAACAGCCUUAUUCCAGAGGAGACCUUCGGGAAAGAUCACUGACUGCCAGGGACUGUGCCUCCUUCUCAAGCCCCUCCCUCCUCCAGACCCUCCUAGCGACUCGUCUCACUGGGCGGGCAUCCCUAAGAGCUGGACCAGGGAGGAGAUACCCAUCUAUGUUCUGUUCAUGCCUUUGCAUUUACUACUUUCUCCUGUCUCAAAUGCUUCCUCUUCUCUUUAUCACAUAAUCACUUUCAAUCCUAGCUAACUCCCAUCCACUGGGGUCUAAUAUUAUAUUUAUUGUUAAAAAUAGUUUUCUUUAUAAUUAUUUUUGUUUACAGUACUGUUAAAGUUUCAACACUGAACCACUGGGUUACACAUGAGAGUACAAACGUGAAAUCACUCGAAUAUAAAGGUAUGGUGGUGGUGGUGAAUCUGGACACAUUGUUAAACAGGAAGUCAGCUACCCUGUAGAUAAAGAACUCUGACAACUGCUCUGCAACAUGGCUUUAUACAGAAAACAAGCAGUACCAAAGAAACACAACUCUGAAGGCUAUGCAGGAUAUGUGCCAAGUUUCUGAAUUCUCAGGGCACUACAUGAGAGCCAGCCCGUGUUAUGUCAACCACCCAAAAAAAAAGAACUGAUACCCAUGAUAUAGGGCAUUUCUGACCAAUCUGUUCAUGUAUUUUGUUUAAUUUAAGAUGCAUUAUGUUCUACUGUUUGGUUAUAUCUUUUAGACUUGCCAAAAGUGCACAGACAAUAGUCUACUGAGUAAGAUUGAAAGUAUAGCAUGUUGAGCAGUACUGCUGUAGAGCAUACACUGCAUCUUCUGUUAGGCUGCAGCAGAAUGGCAUCAUUACUCUAUGUGGAUGUGCGUUUCCCUGAAAGGGUGUCUACUAAGAAUUAGGGAGGGUGUGCAACCGUCGGAAAUUAGAAGCCAUAACAUCUGUGGAUAUUUUUGGGAGACAUUCUGCAGAGACCUGCAGAGGACAUGGAGUCUGAUGUAGUUAAAUCUCCUUUAUAUAAAGUAUAGGCUAGUUUAGCCCACUAUACCCCUGAAGGUUGAGGAGCUGUCUGUCCCCAACACUGCAUUACAUCUAACUUGAAUUACAAAAUGAUGUGAAAGUGUUUUUAGGGAAAGUGGUGGCUUGAACUAUUUUAUUUCUUAUAUACCUUUAUUGUUUAAUUGUUCAGGGUAUUACUUCUUCAGGCAAGAGGUAGUCCUAGGUAGCGGCUCUUAGAGAAAUGCUAUUGCAGGGAAAUUGACACAAAUGGCUGACCCCUCUGCCUGCAUUGGAUUUGAAUGCAAGGUCGUUGCAGUUGCUUAUUGCAGAAACUGAACAAACAAAAAACAAAAAUGUCCACAGGUUUUUAUUUCUUUGUCCCGAGUUUUAUAAUGGCAAAUAAGCUGUAAAUGAAAUUGUUACUUAAAUCUUAAACUAAAUUUGAAAGCGUUUCAUGUGUGAUGUGUUUCCCAGUGAGGACUGGACCUUGCAUUGUUCCUUUUCUCUAGUCAUGCAUCCUCUGCUAUACUUAGCAUCUGCUUAUUAGUCAAACUGACAACAUUAGAGCAAAUUGAAUGGAGGAGGGGCAUAAGAUGGAAAUAAGAUGAAAAUAUCCACAUAUUUUUAGUAAAAUAAAAAUAUAGAAAAUGGGCAAAGUUAGGAAACAGCCAGGCUGAGAUCUGAGAAGUGGUAGAAGAUUUUAACCUGAAGUUCACUUACAUGCAUGUUCAGUGCAAAGUGAGAGUCUACCUUUACACCAUUUUCAAAACCAAGCCUUCAUCUUUAAAUCAGGGCUAACCAAGCUCUAACAUUAAAAACAAAAACAAAACAAACAAAAAAAACCUUUCAUAGUGGAUUUUUGGUUGUGUACAUUUCCAAAAGCUCUAUUGUAAAUGUAUGUCAUUUGUCAACAGCUUCACAUCACUUUCUGAUAAUCUGUUUACUACAAAAUAUUUUUU
Messenger RNA from Polyodon spathula (Mississippi paddlefish), 3142 nucleotides. Its product is annotated as fatty acid 2-hydroxylase-like. The transcript is spliced from 7 exons. Gene Ontology annotation, biological process: lipid biosynthetic process; fatty acid metabolic process. The coding region runs from base 117 to 1241 and encodes 374 amino acids. Gene Ontology annotation, molecular function: heme binding; iron ion binding; fatty acid 2-hydroxylase activity. Gene Ontology annotation, cellular component: endoplasmic reticulum; membrane. The record is from RefSeq and is a predicted model, not a curated record. Lineage: Eukaryota; Metazoa; Chordata; Actinopteri; Acipenseriformes; Polyodontidae.